UCACAGAACAAUUUGCCGUGUCCUAACAAGCCAUUCUAUGUACUUUGUUGUCCAAAUUUCCCUUAUCUUCGUACUUUUUAAGACCAAAACCUGAUUGCUAAUCUUUUUGAAAUGGACUAUAGCUCUCCGCGGAUCCGAUCCCGUUCAACGACGAUACACGCCUGCCACAUAAUGCGACUUGUCAAGAAGCUAGUAAUGGCUGCGAGUCAAAGACUCUCUACAGUUGUAGCUCUCAGCGCUUGACAGUGUCUUGCCGAAGCUAUGCUUGGGGGAAUUGGUGGGAUCUGAUAUGAAUCACUACCCCGCUCCUGAAAGUCUAUCUACUCUUGGUAGUAGCUGAUCUGUGUUUCAAAACUUUUUUUCAUGGAAAAAAUCAUAGUGGAAGAGACGUGUUGCCACGUACGUGGGUGAUGUUUAGUUGAUGAAGUAGCACUUACUGCCUCAUCCUUUAUGGAAGGGUUGUCCCGGACCGGUCUUCGUUGCCGCUUGCUCUUCAGAUCAGGUUGUCACCCUAGCGAGGUAACGCUAUCAUUAACAGGCGAUCAGAGCCGUCAUUAGUACUUACUCACUCACGGUUGGUUACAGCCGUCAACAGCAAGCAAGAUGGAUCGGGUGUUGAAGAUCAUCUUUGAGUUCUGCACGGCUGUGAUCAUGUCAUUGAGCUAUGGCUUCAUGAUUACCUACCUUGUCCUAUGGGGCCGCGCCAUGCCAGAACAUGCUUACUUCAUGCUUCUCUUCGUGGCAGUGUUCACGACCAUUGUGGCUCUGCUCGUGGCGUUGGCGAGAAAGAUCUGGUUCAUGGUGAUGGGAGGGCAAGAUUGUCAAACGAUGUCGCAUCCCAUCAACCGCACCUAUAUGAAAUUCCCAGUUCCCCAGCUCAUUGGCUUCUUGCUCAUGCUGAACUAUGUGACGGCUGGCUUCGGCAGCCCGCAUGUAUCUGGCAUUUUGCAGGCUAUUCUAACGCAAGGCAGUAUCCCCUUCACCAUUGUCAUGAGUUAUGUAUUGCUCAAGCGACGCUAUACAUGGCUUCAGUUGGGUGGCGCUGCUGUUGUGAUUGGUGGCGCUUUACUGUCAAUGGAGAAAGACUUCAAGUCCGGCUCGUGUGAUCCAUCAUUGAACUCUACCAACGCCACUGACUUCAUGUUGGAAUGCCAUGAUGUUGAAGCUACUCUCAUCGCAAAGAAUGUGUCAUCCAUUUGUAUUGGUGACUCCAACUCCAUUGCAUGGGACUUCCUGUACUUUCUCUCUACGUUGCCUAUUGGUCUGGUCAAUAUCAUCAACGAAUACUUCCUCCAGUAUUCUAAAGGCAAUGAUGAGCGCCGUGCCAAAGCCGGCGAACUGAACAUUGCCAUUACCGUGGCUCUCAACAACAUCUGGCUCUUCUUCUGGCUGCUGGUGGUGUUCUGGCUCAACUUGUUGCCUAACGUUGUACCGCAGUGUGCGGAUGUUGGCCACAAUGUCCAUGUCUUGGGCGAGAACAUGAAGGCUGCAUUCCAGUGUACAUUUGCUGGCCAUGGUGGCUUCACUGGUAAUGUGACUAACAGUACCUUGGAUCUGCACUUCAAGGACCACUGCGACAUAGCCAUGACAUACGUAGCACUGCUGGCUGUGGCAGCUUCGGUUCAAAUGAUUUUCCAGGCAUACACUGUACAACAACAGAGUGCAACGUUCACAAUGGCGUUGGUCACUCUUGGUCCCAUGUUUGCCGUCUUCUUCCAGAACAGCAAAGGGAUCACUGGGGAUUUCCAUGAGGAGGUCAAGACACAGUUUACAGCUUUCAUGACUGCUGGCUUAGUUGUGGUAUUGCUUGGUAUUCUCCUCUAUAAGACCCCGGAGGUGCUAAGAUUUGCUGGUGUUGCAUCUAGCCAGCACCCUAUCGAGACGGACGAUUCUGAGUCAUGGAUUCACAAACGUCUAAGCCGUGUGCUAAAGUACUAUAUACGUGAGGCACUGCGUACGUACACGGACAGUGGCAAAGGUGAAGUACAGGCCCUGCAAGACACAGCGUCGCCAGACGAUGGACCACCAGGCUGUUGUCUCUAGUACACGUACCCACGAAUUAACACACUGCUGUGUGUGUGUGUGUACGUGUGUGUGUACGUGUGUGUGCGCGCGCGCGUGGGUGUGUGUGUACGUGUGUGUGUGUGCGUGGGUGUGUGUACGUGUGUGUGUGUGCGUGUGUGUACGUGUGUGUGUGCGUGUGUGUGUGUGUGUCUGGUCCUAGAAUGUUUUGUUGACAUGCUGAGACGUACACAGUCCGGACGCAUCGUUGAUUACUCAUAAACCACACCAUUGCUGACAGUAUUAUUCUGCAUGCGCACUGCCCCAUUCUCAAUUUCACUUUGCCUCGACAAGCAACAGGCACCAGGGACUGAUUCUGUGUCUCCCCUUGCCCUGGCUUGGCAUGACCAAUAUAUAAUAAAAAGAAACGUUCUAAUACUGCACCACAUUGCACCAUUGCUUUGUGCUGACAUCUGCCUGCAAUGCACACACUCCAUGAGCCUGGUUGCUUUCUACCUCACUGCAAUGUACACACUCCAUGAGCCUGGUUGCUUUCUACCUCACUGCAAUGCACACACUCCAUGAGCCUGGUUGCUUUCUACCUCACUGCAAUGUACACACUCCAUGAGCCUGGUUUUGCUUUCUACCUCACUGCAAUGCACACACUCCAUGAGCUGCUGGUUGCUUUCUACCUCACUCGUCACCGUCACACACGUACACGUGGGCUUGUCUUUCUUUCUUCUUCUUCUUUUUCUAUGAAAAUCAAGAGCGUAUUCUCAGGCCUUGGAUACGUUAAUUUUACCAACAGUAUGCGCUUGUGGUUUCUAUGACUCGAAUUAAAAAACGUCUUGACAGUACAGUAUGCAGUUUCUACACACCUUGUUCUGUGUAUCUCGUAGAUAUUCCGCAUGAAACAUUUUCUCCACGAUCCCUGAUCAUGUAGCACUCUAGACCUUUCCUCUGACAAUCCAUCAUUCUAUUUGCAAAGUUUGAAAUUUCCCCGUUUAUCUUACAUUGUGUUCCUUUUCGAACUCAAGCUACAUGACAAGAAACAGUUGUCAGUCAAUGUAGUAUUCGUUGAAUCGUUUGGUAUAAGUUUUGAUGCUUCUUGGAAUCUUUCUGCGGGGAAAAAAAAAUGAAAACUUGGCUCUCCGCACACUAUUCAAGUUCUCUCUAUCUCUCUUUGCCUUCUUUCUUGUUUUGAUUCUUUUGUUUCAAGUUUUAAUAUUGGACUGUGGCGGACAUGAUUAGUUCUACCGUAUUAUCAUUAUUAUUAUUAUUAUUUCUUAUUAAACGUCAAAUAUUGUUGUCCAAAAGACCAAAACAAGUGAAAAACAAAGGGUAUGCUCGGUAA
Molecule: messenger RNA, 3355 nt
Organism: Sycon ciliatum
Lineage: Eukaryota; Metazoa; Porifera; Calcarea; Leucosolenida; Sycettidae
Product: crt homolog 1-like
Exons: 10
Coding region: 604-2043 (479 amino acids)
Source: RefSeq, a predicted model, not a curated record